UCUUUCUCAAUGGAAGCAGAUACACAUACGAAUAAGAAUAAAGAAGCCGAAAACCAACGGCGCAAACCUUCGCCUUCCGUCCAUCGAUCCCUAUCCAAAAAUACUACCGUGUCCAUUUCGCGUUCAACACCUUCAUUGCCCGAUCUAGUCAAUCAUGCAUUGUCGUCAGCAACUGUUGGACUGUCAAACAAAGAUUUACAUUUAUCGAUGAGACGAGGGCUUAGUGUUCAGCAUACUCAAGAACUGGCUUCUCCACCAUCAAUAGAGGAACAACCUAGAAAAAAUGUUUUAAGAAAACGGAGACAUUCGUUCACUACUUUUCUAAAUUUAAAGCUUGUCAAAAGAGCUUUACCGGACGAAGAUCUUAUUGAGGGCAGCAGGACAAUCCUACCAACUGUAGCAGAUUUUCAAAUAGAUUUGUCGAGUAAAUUAACCAUGAGUGGAAGACCGCCAAAAACACAUACAGGCAAGAAGGGACACAGACCACGAUCUUACUCAGAAAUCACCUAUAAUAUACCGCACGUAGAAAGAGCGCCACCUGUGGCUAUCACGAACAAAAUGCCAGCAUACGAAUACUAUGGAUUUGCUAUGUAUCUAGCAUCAUUUGUGGCAUUUUCUAUAUAUAUCAUUUGGGCUUAUGUUCCUGAUGAAAUAUUGCAUAGUCUAGGAAUCACGUAUUAUCCUAACCGAUACUGGGCCUUAGCUGUACCGAUUUGGUUAAUGACACUUGUGUGGUUCAUUUUCUUUUCUUUCGUGACCAUUAACUUAAUGAAUACAAAACCUUUUAAUUCUUUGAAUUGUAUAACAGAUGAGCAUGCUAAUCUAGCGCUUAUGGAUAAUGAACUAAUCUCGAACCGACCGUCUGAUUGGAUACCAGAACUUCACGAUAUACCUAUCAACCUUGUGAAUAAGCUAUUAUAUCAACAAGAGGAAUAAUCAUCUGUUUUGCAGCACUGGAAAAUUGAAAAGCAGUAUGGGUGUAGCAUUUUCACAAAAAAUAAAAUAAAAAUCCAAAUCACAC
Molecule: messenger RNA, 1021 nt
Organism: Mycotypha africana
Lineage: Eukaryota; Fungi; Mucoromycota; Mucoromycetes; Mucorales; Mycotyphaceae
Product: PIG-P-domain-containing protein
Exons: 5
Coding region: 10-936 (308 amino acids)
Source: RefSeq, a predicted model, not a curated record